Molecule: messenger RNA, 2235 nt
Organism: Colletotrichum higginsianum IMI 349063
Lineage: Eukaryota; Fungi; Ascomycota; Sordariomycetes; Glomerellales; Glomerellaceae
Product: phosphoenolpyruvate carboxykinase
Exons: 7
Coding region: 1-2235 (744 amino acids)
Biological process (GO): gluconeogenesis
Cellular component (GO): cytosol
Molecular function (GO): ATP binding; phosphoenolpyruvate carboxykinase (ATP) activity
Source: RefSeq, a predicted model, not a curated record
AUGAAGGAUCCCGUCCAUAGAACUUCUUCUCCCUACACUGAUCCAGCAGUAAAAGGCCCCAAGUCGCAGAUUCUCCACGAAGGAACCCAGGCAGAUUUACGCAAGACACCCAAUGUUCGUCCGGCUUGGAAACAUCAUCCAGUAGCUAACAUGGCCGCCGUCACAGUGAUCGCUAGCAACGUCAACAAGACCCCUCUCCACCCCAGUGGUGUUGCUCCCCACCAGGAGCAUACCGAGCUCGGUAUGGCUAGCCUCCUCCUUCGCGAGCAGAUCCUUUGCGACGAGGAGGAGCUUCAUGAGACCGCACACAUUGAUUACGACCGAGUUGCCAUUAUUCCCAACGCCUCCGUCCCCGCUCUCUACGAAGAUGCCCUCGUCUACGAGACCGGUUCCGCCAUCACAUCAAGCGGUGCCUUGACUGCCUACUCUGGAAAGAAGACAGGUCGCUCCCCCCUCGACAAGCGAAUUGUCGAGGAGGACAGUUCCAAGAACGAUAUCUGGUGGGGUCCCGUUAACAAGCCCAUGUCACCCGAGGUAAGAGAAACUACACCAGCCCUCCGAAUCGAGUCAUGGUACAGCCCGAGUCGGUACGCUUGCCGUCGGCUCUUUGUGUUUCGUCAGCCCAGCCCAGCCCAGCCAGCAGAAGCCGCAUUCCCCAGACACAAACACAGGCAUGAGCAGAGCAUGAGCACACCCCCUCUGUCACACGACCAUUUCUUUGACACAAAGCCGCUUCGAGCUGUCUUGGUUUUCUCGUCUUGUCAGCUUGGUCCAAAACUGAGUUGGCACGACAAGAGAAAACUCAAACUUGUCGAGGGCUUUGCAGUCGACGAAUACGUCAUGUUUCAGAUCGGCACUGCGACGCUCUGUGCAAUGAUCCAACUUCCCUUGGUCUGGAAGAUCAACCGCGAGCGUGCCAUCGACUACCUCAACACGAGAAAUCGCAUCUACGUCGUUGACGGUUACGCCGGCUGGGAUGAGAAGUAUCGCAUUCGCGUUCGUGUCAUCUGCGCUCGCGCCUACCAUGCCUUGUUCAUGAGGAACAUGCUUAUCCGCCCUCCCCGCGAGGAGCUCGAGCACUUCCACCCCGAUUAUACCAUCUACAAUGCCGGCUCCUUCCCCGCCAACAGAUACACCGAGGGCAUGACCUCGGGCACCUCGGUCGCCAUCAACUUCGCCGAGAAAGAGAUGGUCAUCCUCGGUACCGAGUAUGCUGGUGAGAUGAAGAAGGGUGUCUUCACUGUCCUCUUCUACGAGAUGCCUAUCAAGCACAACGUCCUUACCCUGCACUCCUCCGCCAAUGAGGGCAAGAACGGCGACGUCACUCUAUUCUUCGGUCUGUCUGGUACUGGCAAGACCACCUUGUCUGCCGACCCUCAGCGUGCCCUGAUCGGUGACGAUGAGCACUGCUGGAGCGACCGCGGCGUCUUCAACAUUGAGGGCGGCUGCUACGCAAAGACUAUUGGUCUCUCAGCCGAGAAGGAGCCCGAUAUCUACGGCGCUAUCCGCUUCGGCUCCGUACUCGAGAACGUUGUUUUUGACCCCGAGACCCGUGUUGUCGACUACGACGACUGCACCCUUACGGAAAACACCCGUUGCGCCUACCCGAUCGAGUACAUCAGCAACGCCAAGAUCCCCUGCCGUUCCGACUCGCACCCUACCAACAUCAUCCUCCUCACCUGCGACGCCCGUGGUGUCCUGCCCCCCAUCUCCAAGCUCGAUCGUUCGCAGACGAUGUUCCACUUCAUCUCGGGCUACACCUCCAAGAUGGCUGGCACCGAGGACGGUGUCACCGAGCCCCAAGCUACCUUCUCCUCAUGCUUCGCCCAGCCCUUCCUCGCCCUGCACCCCAUGCGCUACGCCAAGAUGCUCGCCGACAAGAUCGAGCACCACAACGCCAACGCCUGGCUCCUUAACACGGGUUGGGUCGGCGCCGGCGCCGCCCACGGUGGCAAGCGCUGCCCCCUGAAGUACACCCGCGCCAUUCUCGACGCCAUCCACUCCGGCGAGUUGGCCAAGGUCGAGUACGAGAACUACGAAGUCUUCAACCUCCAGGUCCCCAAGACCUGCCCCGGCGUCCCCGACGAGCUGCUCAACCCCAAGGCCGCCUGGACCGCCGGCAAUGACAGCUUCGAGACCGAAGUCAAGAAGCUCGGCACUCUUUUCAACGAGAACUUCCAGAAGUACGCUAGCGAGGCAACCGAAGAGGUCGUCAAGGCCGGUCCCGUCGUUUAA